Acanthocheilonema viteae is the source of this 981-nucleotide messenger RNA. Lineage: Eukaryota; Metazoa; Nematoda; Chromadorea; Rhabditida; Onchocercidae. The record is from the annotation of a GenBank genome assembly.
AUGGCUAGCAAAAAACUCAGUGAAAAAUUACCGCAACCUGGUGAAUUCAUUAUUACUAAGAAAGCGGAAUAUGAGUCAAUAAAAUUGUUGGGUAAAGGUGGCUUUGGAGCAGUGUAUGAGGUAAAGCGUGUAUCGGAUUCUGCUGCUUUUGCGAUGAAAUGUGAACUAGUGGAUGUUAGAAAACGAGUACUAUUAAUGGAUUGCACAGUUUUGCGUGGUGCACAAUCACUUGGAAGCAAACAUUUUUGCGAAAUUAUCGAUCGCGGGAAGCAACCUGAUCGUUUUAGAUUUAUCAUUAUGAAAUUGGUUGGUCGAAAUUUAUGGGAUCUAAGGGUGGAACGACCAGAACAACGUUUCACGUUAAAUACAGCAUUGAAAGCAGCGGAACAAUGUUUGGAAUCAAUAGAACAUUUACAUACUGUUGGAUUUUUACAUCGAGACAUCAAACCAGGCAACUUUGCAAUUGGACGACCGGAAGCCAACGAACAUCACACCAUUUUUAUGCUUGACUUCGGAUUGUGCAGGCAAUUCAGUUCUGGAAACAAAGAUUUACGGUUGCCUCGUGCUUCUGCUCCAUUCCGUGGUACUACUCGUUAUGCGUCAAUUGCCGCACUGAGACAAAUGGAACAAUCCCGAAAAGAUGAUGUUGAAUCAUGGCUUUACAUUACAGUUGAAUGGACUGCUGGCUCGUUGCCAUGGAAAAAACUGAAGGGACCCGAUAAAGAAGAAGUCUUACAAUGGAAAGAAGAGGUACGUGAAGGUGAAGCAAUGGAUGAUUUUUUUAAACAAUGUCCGAAACGUGAAUUUUCGACAAUAAUGAAAUACAUAGAUUCAUUGGAAUAUGAAACAGCAGAUGAUCCGCUUGACUGGGAUCCAAAUCAUAAAUAUCAUGGACCGAUUAUAAAUCUGAAUAAAAGACAAGCUAAACAAACAAAAGAACGACGACGUUUAGCCACAUCAAGAACACAACGUUCUAAUUGA